Molecule: messenger RNA, 4356 nt
Organism: Lytechinus variegatus (green sea urchin)
Lineage: Eukaryota; Metazoa; Echinodermata; Echinoidea; Temnopleuroida; Toxopneustidae
Product: lethal(3)malignant brain tumor-like protein 4
Exons: 19
Coding region: 218-2932 (904 amino acids)
Biological process (GO): regulation of DNA-templated transcription
Cellular component (GO): nucleus
Molecular function (GO): zinc ion binding; protein binding
Source: RefSeq, a predicted model, not a curated record
UAGCGCGGAUAAAUGAACAGCGCAUGGCCUGCGAUUUCUUCUCUAGCUAGCUCUGCGCGGCUGCAGAUAUCUUGUGCAUGCAUGUGAUAUGAUUGUGUAUUGUGUGUCCAUGCACAAACGCAUGCAGCAUGAACGUGCGAUUGUAGUUUGCCGGGAAAGGUAAAUUUUCUCCAAUUAAGUUAGAUAUUGACGACUGCCUGACAGAUCAUUGUGCAUUAUGAAGACGGAGUCAGUACCCGAUGUCGUGGGGGAGCCCCCUAUAAAAAGAGCUAAAACUCUUGAUACAGACGGUAAGGAAAGUGAAGAGCAGAAGGACGCAACUCCAAAUGGGAUGGAACAAGGCAAUUCACCAGAUAUUUCAGAAAUUGGGACCGCUCCAAUUAAGGAGGAACAGGUCUCUGCAGACAUUGUGCCAAAAGAAACAGAGCAAGACUCCAGUCCAUCCAGUACUGUGAACACUGGCACUGAAAGCUCUGCUCCAUCAUCAAGUGCCCAUGCAUCAGAGACUGUGCAGGAAAUGAACACAGAGGGCGCUGUGGUGAAAGAAGGAGCAGAUGAGGGAGAGAUGGAGAUAGAUCCUUGUGCUGGUGGAGAUGGAGGUAUCGGCUUGGGAGCAGGGAUGGAGGAUCUGCUAGAAUGGAAGGAUGGGAUCGCAACCCUUCCUGGAAGCUCGAUGAAAUUUCGAAAAAAUGAAUUUGGUGCUCUCGACCUGAUCAUGGAUGACCUAGACUUGGACUUAGGAAUUCCCGGUCCAGCUGGAGAUGCAGACCAGCCGAAGGAAGAUGUAAAGAUAGAUCCUGAUGUCUCGGUAGACCAAGAACCCAUGGACCAGUCUGACCAACCGACAGAGGACCAAUGUAACAAGGACCAACCCAAAGUGGACCAAACCUUAGAUAGUGUAGAAACAACUGCUAAUGAGACUGGAAGCCAGCCAGUUAGUAGGGCCACAACACCUAGCCCUGGACCACCCGGAUCUGGAAACAGUCCAGGCUAUGCUGGAAGAGGGAGACCAAGAAAGAACAGUUUCCAGAAGGAGGAUACGUGUAUGUGUGAGCAGUGCGGUAAGAGGGGCCUCUCAGCAGACUUCUGUAAAUCUGGCAGAUUUUGUUCGCAGUCGUGCGUCGGGGCUUACGCCAGCAAACAAGGGGCUCUGAGGAAGAACUCCAUCAAAGAAGCGAUGAGUACGGCAGUCAACAAUGGAGGGCCCAAAAAGAAAGGACCAAAGAAGAAGAUGACCGUUGCUGCAUCAGGCAAGAUUUCUCCUUCAGCAAGAUUACAUGGCGAUCUGAAAAUGACAAUCAACAUGAAAUCUCCUGAUAAAAUUACUGGUAAAGGAAAAAAGAAAGUUUUCCAAUGGGCAGCAUAUCUGGAAGAAGAAAAGGCUUCUCAAGCACCUAUAAAACUCUUUAAAACACCGUUUCCAACUGGAAAGAACCUCUUCAAGGUGGGCAUGAAACUAGAAGGCAUCGACCCCAAGCAUCCGUCUCUCUUCUGCGUCUUGACUGUCAUGGAGAUCCGUGGUUACAGGCUCCGCCUGCAUUUUGAUGGCUAUUCCGAGUGCUACGAUUUCUGGGUGAACGCGGACUCCCCGGACAUACUCCCGGCAGGUUGGUGCGAGAAGACUGGUCACAAACUUCUGCCACCAAAAGGUUUCCAGACUGAUUUCAGCUGGACAGCAUACUUAAAGAUGACCCGGUCUACAUCAGCACCAAGACAUCUAUUCAGUAACUAUGAAAAUGAGACCACAACUCCCCAAGGUUUCCGAAAGGGCAUGAAACUGGAGGCUGUGGACCGGAAGAAUCCUUCCCUCAUCUGCGUUGCCACGGUAACAGACAUCAUGGAUAACCGCUUCCUCAUCCAUUUUGAUGCGUGGGAGGACAUGUACGAUUACUGGUGCGACGCCGCAUCACCUUAUAUUCAUCCCGUGGGAUGGUGUGAGGAGAAUGGUUUAGCGCUGACGCCGCCAAAUGACUAUCCUGAUCUGGAACACUUCACCUGGUCUGAUUAUCUUGCCAAGUCAAAGUCAGUUGCUGUACCUACUAGAGCAUUCAAGCCACGCCCACCGAUCCCCUUUCAAGUUGGUAUGAAAUUAGAAUGCGUUGACAAGAGGAACCCAUCACUCAUCCGAGCAGCCACUAUAUCAGAAGUAGAGGAUUACAGGAUGCUGGUUCAUUUUGAUGGCUGGGACACAGUCUAUGAUUUCUGGGUUGACGAUGAUAGCACAGAAAUCCAUCCGAUUGGUUGGUGUUCCAAGUCUGGUCACGCCCUGGUACCGCCCAUCCAUCUUCAAAUUCCUGAUAACACUGGGCAAUCGGGCUGUCCUACCCCUGGUUGUAAUGGAGUUGGCCACAUCAAAGGGGCAAAGUACACAGGUCAUCAUAGGAAGUGUCCAACCCCCGGUUGUGAUGGCAGUGGCCAUGUGACGGGCAAGUACACCGGUCAUCAUAAGCUGUCAGGAUGCCCUUUGGCGGAGAAGAACCAGAAUAAGAUGGCUCCUACCAAACAAUCGGUCAAUCUCCAUAGGCAUAAUCAGAAGGGGCGCCCUCCGGUGGCUGGCAAAGGAAUGGGGAUUGAUGCACAGUCCAACCUGCAAUCUCAGCUCCAUCAGUCCGUCUUCAUGUCGGCCAUGUCACCCCAUCCUGCCAAAGAUCUUCCCCUCUGCUGGGAGCAACAUUCCAAGCUGUUACCGGGCGUGGCCAACCUCUCGGCAGCUACCGUUGCUAGGUGGACCAUGGAUGAAGUAGCCAGCUUUGUCCGGAAGCUGCCUGGCUGCCAGGAGCAUGCAUCCAAGUUUGCUGAUGAGCAAAUUGAUGGUGAAGCGUUCCUCCUUCUUACCCAAAGCGAUAUCGUCAAGAUCAUGAGCAUCAAGCUGGGGCCGGCUCUCAAGAUCUACAAUGCAAUCCUUAUCCUCAAAAACUCAGAAGAAAGCUGAAAUAUGGUUCUGAGCUUACCCUGGAAUAAGCCACCCUUCGCUGAGUAAGUGAAGACAGACUGUUGUGUAAAAUCAAUGUGACCUUCGUAGGGUUUACAUACGGUGCCAAGCGAUUGAGAAGUUGACUGGUUGGUAGCACUAAUACCUCAUUUGCUGUAAAGAAGUCAGCACUAAACAUAACUCAUGAUGACAAAGAAUAUUAAGAGAUGCACUUUUUUCUUGAGGAUGUCAGAAGAUUUGGAAGAAAGCUCACUUGAACAACCACUUUCUGACUGCCAUGGGAAAUCUUGUUAUCUAGAUUUGAGGUAUGCGAGUUGUGAUAAUCUUGAUUGGUAUAGCAGAAGCCGGGUUAGUGUGGCAACAGCGAUAAAACAUGAUUAGUUGACACACCACUUUCAUCUGGUAUGGCCCUGGUCAUAGGAUCCUGGCUUACCCACGAGAGGUUAUACUCUUUCUCCACUACCUGGGGAGUAUUCCAGCAAGACCCACCAAGCUUAAUUGCACAGCAUACUACAUUAGUUAUUACGUCCUACUAGUAUGAAGUACCCUUUCGAUGGAGAUUGGCAUAGGGUAGAUUGAAAUCUUCCUCUGCUCCCUGGGGAGUAUUUCAGCAAGACCGUACCUACCAAGCUUAAUUGCUGAGCAUACUGCAUUAGGUUUUACCAUCCUACUAGGAUGAAGGACCCUUUUCGAUGGAGAUUGGCAUAGAGUAGUUUAGAAAACUUCCUCCGCUCCCUGGGGCAUAAUCCAGCAGGUGUUACCAACCUCAAUUUUUUUAGCAUAAUAUAUUGAAAUUGUCUCCGGCUAUCUGACUCUCCUGGGUAGAGAGUUGGAUAAUCCUGGGGCAUAAUCCUGCAGGUGUCACCAACCUUUUUUAGCAUAAUGUAUUAAAACUGUGUCUGGCUAUCUGGCUCUCCUGGGUGGAGAGUGGCAAAGAGUGGAUCAAUGUCUUGCCAAAGGAUGAUGCUGCAAGGAUUGGAAUAGAAAAAACACGAACCUUUGAUCCCAAGUGAGAACAGCUACGAACAACCAACAGUUAAAUUCUCCGGCUUGAUCAACAGCGUGAAGAUGGUGAGAUUGAUGGGUCCACACCCAUCCUGGAUAGGAACAAUGCCAAAGGGAUCAGAAUGAAGAAUUCUGAUGAGUUGCAAUUUUCAGUCUGUGAACCUGAUCAGAGUAUUACAAGGUCGGUAAAAUGUCAUCAUGUUGUUAACGAAUCCGUUUCAAGAGACUUCUCAUUUGCAAUAGUUUCAGUUCGAGAAACUUGUUGUAUUAUUACAUACUUCAAGAAAUACCAUCUAAUUUAUUCAAAUGGAUCAUGAAAGGACUUUCAAAGGGUAGAGUGGGGAUUCAAAUUGCUUUUACCUUGAAGAAUUCGGCUGAAUGUAACGUUUUUAAAAAUGUGCACUUUUAUUACAUAUUAU